AUUUUCUAUAUUUCCAUUCAUAAAAAAAGCACCUCUAUAUUUUCUAUCUUUUCAUCAAACCCACUUUCUUUCUUCUAUAAAUAACAACCUUCACCCACUAUAUCACCUCCCAACCAAUUCCCAUCCUUUACCUCUACUCCAUAAAAAUCAAAAAUCAAAAAUCAAAAAUCAAAAUCCAAAAAGACCCUUAACAAUUCAACAUUUUUUUACAAAAAUAAUUCUAAAAAUGAGGCCAGGAGUAACAAUUCAUAUAGGAGGUACAUUUGGAGCACAAGAACUACCACCACACCAACACCGUCAUGUAGCACCACCCGCGGCCGGGUGGAAGUCCCCGGUGCCAUACUUAUUCGGAGGCCUAGCCGCCAUGCUCGGACUAAUAGCAUUUGCGCUAGUCAUCCUCGCUUGUUCAUAUUGGAAACUCUCCGGCCACCUCGACGCAGGUGAGGAUUCCGGCGAGGUCACCGGAGAUGAGAAACCUAAAGAUAGUAAUACUAAUGCUACCACGGUGUCGUAUCCGAGUAGCAUACUAGUGAUAAUGGCGGGUGAGGAGAAGCCUACUUUCUUGGCCAUGCCAGCAACUAGUAGAACUUCUUCUUUAGGAGAUUAUGAUCAGAGUGAUAAAGCGAGUAGUAGUAGUGGUGGUGCUGACGGUGGUUCUAGUGGCGGAGCUGGUGGUGGUGGGGUGGAGAAAGUGACGGAGUUAGAGACCAGUGGGACAACUCAUGAAGAAGAAAAAAGCAGAGAAAGGACAACCUGAGUAUGUUGGUGGAGGUUAUAGUGUGGGGUGUGGUGGUGGGUCAAUAUUUGUCAAUUAUUUUGCUCAGGUAUGUCAUGGGAUGUACUAGGAGGACCCAUGCAUAAAUUUCUAAUUUCAAAAUUUUCUUUUAAUUGAGGGAGGAAAAUUUAUGAAAAAAAUUGUGCAAUAAAUUUUAAUUAAGAUAAUUAGAUUUGGGUUGAGGAUCAGAUUAGAUUAAGUACAUACGUAGAGGAGGUUUACGUAGAUUUUUUUUAAUAUAAUUUUGUUUACUCUCUCCGUCUGAUGUAAAUCAGGCGGAGAGGGUAAUUUUGUGAGUUGAUGAGUAAUAGGUAGCAAUUAGGUUUGAUGAUUAAAGAAUUUGAGUGAAAUAGGUAACGUUUGUUUUUCCCGA
This is a messenger RNA of Spinacia oleracea (spinach), 1148 nucleotides long. Its product is annotated as protein GLUTAMINE DUMPER 2-like. Bases 227 to 757 code for a protein of 176 amino acids. The transcript has a single exon. Gene Ontology annotation, biological process: regulation of amino acid export. Lineage: Eukaryota; Viridiplantae; Streptophyta; Magnoliopsida; Caryophyllales; Amaranthaceae. The record is from RefSeq and is a predicted model, not a curated record.